GUUUUCCCUGGAACUUUUGUUUGGGUCCAGACUCCAGCCAUCGCAGCCGGGGGCUUCUUGGAAGGCGAGGCUGGGAGGAUCGGAGGGGAUCUGGGGCCCCAGGAGACCUCCCAGACCCAGCUGGGACUUGUGCCCCAGAGCCAUGGGAGAGCCGGAGGGGCUGCGGUCCUGGCUGAUGCUCCUGCUCUUGGCCUCUUUCUCCACCGAAGAUCUUAUUGAAGGUUCAAAGAGGUUGGUCAUGUCAUUAUCCUCAAAAUCAAGUUCACCUUCAGAGGAGUCAAAGACUGUACAUCGAUUAACCCGCUCCCUUCUUGAUGAGAUAAAUAAGACUUCCACAAUCUAUGCAUCGGCACGUCCAAUGGAGUCCAGGACGGUAAAAGCUAAUACAUUCACUUCUCCUGAGGGUGAUGGAACACACCCUCUUUGGUCCAUUAAGUUUAAUCCUACAGCAGGAAGGAUACAAAUUGCUGAACAUAUGGACAUAAAAUUUAAUUGCUCUAUCAGUGUUCCUAAAUCACUAAUCAACCAAGAUUCUGCAGUUAUUUCCUUGUGGAAGAAUGGGAAGGAGCUUCUUGAUGCUGACAGGAUAGCCAGCCAGUAUUACCAAUUUGAUGAUAAUGAAGAUAUUGCCAUGAUCUCUACCUUCAGUAUAAACAAUGUCCAGCGCUCUGAUAAUGGGUCUUAUAGAUGCAAACUGAAAGUCAACAGCGAUGAAAUAGUAUCAGGUCCUAUUUUGGUUUUGCUGGAAGGGCUGCCAUACUUCAUUAAGCAGCCCCAGGGGCUGAAUGUCACCCGAAAUACACCAUUCAAUCUCACCUGUGAAGCAGUGGGACCUCCUGAGCCUGUUGAGAUUCGCUGGCAUUGGAACAGCAGCUUAAUUUCUAAGAAAGAAGUAUCCCCAUCUGUCUUGAUCAUGACAGGUCUUAAUGAAACUGCUAUUUUCCAUUGUGAAGCUCAUAAUGAGAAGGGAGUCACGACAUCAACUGAAGCCCGAAUCAAUAUCAAAGGAAUCCCAUCUCCACCUGUCAAAGUGUCUGUCCAGAACAGAACAGCCCACAUGGUAGUAAUAUCUUGGGUCCCAGGUUCAGAUGGUUAUUCUCCUUUGAGCAGAUGCAGUGUUCAGGUGAAGAAGAUUGCUGAUGCAGACAAUGCUUCAGUGAUGAUUUUUAACACUUCUACCCCACCUCAUCAGUAUCGUAUUCUGAAUCUGAGGCCUUUGAACAAUUACAGCAUAUGUGUUUCUUGUAUGAAUGAAGUAGGAUGGUCUGGCUCUAGCCCCUGGAUUAUGGCCAGUACAACAGAAGGAGCUCCCUCUGCUCCCCCUGGGAAUGUCACCCUCUCCAUCAAUGAGUCAAGCUCUUCUGUGAUAAUCACUUGGAUUAAGCCUCCUGCCACAAUGAUGAAUGGUGAACUUCAAGGUUACAGUAUCUCAUAUAUGUGGCAGAAUUCAGCAUCUCACAAUCACUCUUCUCAUGUUGACAAAGAUACCAAUGCCAUCCACAUCCCGAUUGUGGCCACUAAUGCCACGUGCAUAGUGCGAGUAGCAGCAGUCACAAAUGGUGGAGUUGGGCCGUUCAGUGACCCAGUAGGAAUUUUUAUUCCAGGGAAUGGUGUGACAUCUACCACGUCUUCUUCAACUACAGAAUCUGGAAUAACAGAUUCACUUAUGAUAGUCCUUGGGUUUAUAUUUGGAGUUGUUAUCGUCGGCUUAAUCAUGUACGUGUCUGUGAUUGUCAGGAGAAAAUUGACAGAGGAGACUAAGUUUGGGUAUGCUUUCAGUAGUGAUGAGUCAGAACUGGCUGUCAGUUACAAAGCCAAGAAGUCCUACUGCCGCAGAGCUGUUGAACUCACACUGGGCAGCCUUGGGGUGAGUGAAGAGCUGCAGGAAAAGCUCCAGGAUGUUGUGAUUGUCAGGAACAACCUGUCCCUGGGGAAGAUCUUGGGAGAGGGAGAGUUUGGAUCAGUCAUGGAGGGGAAUCUCAGCAAUCCUGAUGGAACUAUUCAAAAAGUAGCUGUGAAAACUAUGAAAUUGGACAGCUUUUCCCAACGAGAAAUUGAAGAGUUCCUUCGGGAAGCUGCAUGCAUGAAAGACUUUGAUCACCCAAAUGUCAUCAAACUUCUUGGUGUGUGUAUAGAACCAAGUUCUCAGCAGGUUCCAAAACCCAUGGUGAUUCUCCCAUUCAUGAAAUAUGGAGAUUUGCAUAGCUUUCUCCUUCGCUCAAGGCUUGGAAUGGGCCCACAGUAUGUACCACUGCAAACUUUAUUGAAGUUUAUGAUCCACAUUGCUCUGGGGAUGGAGUACCUCAGUAACAAGCACUUCCUCCAUAGAGAUUUGGCUGCUCGAAACUGCAUGUUACGGGAUGAUAUGACUGUAUGUGUCGCAGACUUCGGUUUAUCCAAGAAGAUUUACAGUGGGGAUUAUUAUCGGCAAGGGCGCAUUGCAAAGAUGCCUGUUAAAUGGAUUGCAAUAGAAAGUCUUGCUGAUCGAGUCUACACAACAAAAAGUGAUGUGUGGGCUUUUGGAGUUACAAUGUGGGAGAUAGCUACACGAGGGAUGACGCCAUAUCCAGGAGUGCAGAAUCAUGAAAUAUAUGACUAUCUUCUUCAUGGACACAGACUGAAGCAGCCAGAAGACUGUUUAGAUGAGUUGUAUGAAAUAAUGUACUCAUGCUGGAGGGCAAAUCCUGUGGACCGACCCACCUUUUCAGAACUGAAGCUUCACCUGGAAAAGCUGUCUGAAACUUUGCCUGACUUGAACGAACCUGACAGCAUCAUUUAUAUCAACACAAGCUUGCUGGAAGAGAGUGUGGAUGAGCUGGGAGAAGAUGCCGAGUUUCCUCAGAUAGAUACGGACCUUGAUCCUGAUCACAUCAUAGAGUCUUGUUCUCAUAGACCAGAGACUACGGUAGUCACUGUUGACAUCCAUGAGAGCAAUGGGAUGGAGGACAGAUACAUUUUAAGUGGGGUUAGUGAGGAACAGAACUUAGCACGAACAGAAGAGGAUAUUCCUCUGCUCCCUGUGACUCCUUCACAGAAUGGGAUAUUGUGGUCUGAAGCGAGCACACUGCCUGUAGGAAGUGUGUUAACAGAUGAACUAAUGUAUGCGGAUGACUCUUUGGAGGACUCUGAAAUCCUUCUGUGAAACAAGGGACCCAUUUGAGCUAUAGCCCAGAGCUUCAGUUCAGCCAGAAAAUGUUUUGGGCAGCUCUUCUUGUUCAUGUGAUACAAAGCCAGUCCUAUGUAGCAAUCACUCCAACUCGUGUAUAGAAAAUGACUAUAGAUUCAGCUUUCCUCAACCAGGUACCCUCCAAUUGUGUUGAAUAUUUUUCCCUGCCAUGAUGACCAGGUUGACAAAGGCUGCUAUAGUAGCAACAUAUUUGUAUUAUAUGGUAUCUUUAUAGAGAUUAUAUUUUAAUAAACAACACCCUGUUAGGAUGGUCCAUUUUA
Messenger RNA from Sceloporus undulatus (fence lizard), 3447 nucleotides. RefSeq names its product MER proto-oncogene, tyrosine kinase (gene MERTK). The record is from RefSeq and is a predicted model, not a curated record. Gene Ontology annotation, molecular function: protein binding; transmembrane receptor protein tyrosine kinase activity; ATP binding. The transcript has 19 exons. NCBI's taxonomy places the organism in Eukaryota, Metazoa, Chordata, Lepidosauria, Squamata, Phrynosomatidae. Gene Ontology annotation, cellular component: signaling receptor complex. Bases 143 to 3142 code for a protein of 999 amino acids. Gene Ontology annotation, biological process: positive regulation of kinase activity; cell migration; cell surface receptor protein tyrosine kinase signaling pathway.